GCAGCACAUCCACUCCAACCAUCGAGGCAAACUCGUCUGGAAGCAUAACAGAGAAACCCCUUCGACUCACCUCUCAACAUGUGCAACUCGGUAGCAGUCUUCUUCAUGGCGGCCAUGUCCGUGGCGAUAGCAGCGCCAUCCCUGCUGGCGCCUGGAGCCGCGCUUGCUGGGCCCCACGUGGGCCCUGCGGCCCUUAGUGGCCCUAUCGCAGGACCCGCUGCGCUCGCUGGACCCGCCACUGGACCUGCUCGCCUCUCUGGAGCUGUUGAUGGAGGCGCUAUCGUGACUGGAGCCGUUGCCGGACCUUCUUUAGUCUCUGGUAGCGUAUCCGGAGGAGCUGCUAUCACUGGUCCAUGGGGUGCUGCUCCCUGGGCCGCUGCUCCUUGGGGCGCAGCUCAUUGGGGCGCUGCUGCUGCUCCAGCCUGGUCUCCUUGGGGCGCAGUGUUGGCUGGCCCAACGUCGCUCCCAGCAGCCCUUGCUGGCCCCGUUGCUGCACCAGCGAUCAUCGCUGGACCAUCUGGUAGCAUAUCAGCUGGACCAGCAGGAGUAGGAGGACUAGUCAGUGCUGGCCCACACUGGGCUUUUCUCGCAGCGAUCGCGUCGGUCUGCUCAGCAGCCCCUAGCGGACUUUUGGUUCCAGGCUUGGUAAGCCCAGUAAUAACUGGACUGGUAGCUGGACCGACAGUCGUUGCUGGUCCCGCAACUGGUGUCGUCAAAGUAGCUGGACCCGUUGCUGGACCAGCAGUAGUCACUGGACCUGUUGCUGGACCAUCAGUUGUCACUGGACCCGUUGCUGGACCAUCAGUGGUCACUGGUGCCGUAGCUGGACCUACUGUGGUCAGUCAACCUGGUGGUGCUGUUGUUGUCGGGGGAGGAGUCGUUUCUCCCGCAGUACUAGCUGCACCUGCAGGUGCAGUCGUUACCGGACCAGUAGCGACUGCGGUCGUCGCAGGACACGCUGGCUCGGCGGUCGUUGCAGGUCCAGCGACCUCUGCGGUCGUAGCUGGCCCAGUGGCGAAAACAACGGUCAUUGGCGCCUCUUCCUCAGCGAUUAUUGCUGGUUAAAGUGCUUGGCAAUCGAGUAGAAGCAAGUCUCAAUGUUGUAUGAUAUACCUCAUGCCCGCCUCAGGACUACAAUAACGACGUUUUACUUCCCUUCUAUUUGUAUUGCCAAUGUAUCCCGAAACAUGUAUCAUUUAAUUAUGUAACCGUGUGACUGUACCAAUAAACGAUAUUAUACCCUUAUAACAAA
Messenger RNA from Hylaeus anthracinus, 1252 nucleotides. Its product is annotated as tetra-peptide repeat homeobox protein 1-like. The transcript has 4 exons. Bases 79 to 1065 code for a protein of 328 amino acids. Lineage: Eukaryota; Metazoa; Arthropoda; Insecta; Hymenoptera; Colletidae. The record is from RefSeq and is a predicted model, not a curated record.